Nasonia vitripennis (jewel wasp) is the source of this 7135-nucleotide messenger RNA. RefSeq names its product zinc finger protein 420. NCBI's taxonomy places the organism in Eukaryota, Metazoa, Arthropoda, Insecta, Hymenoptera, Pteromalidae. The record is from RefSeq and is a predicted model, not a curated record. The coding region runs from base 762 to 1967 and encodes 401 amino acids. Gene Ontology annotation, biological process: regulation of transcription by RNA polymerase II. The transcript has 3 exons. Gene Ontology annotation, molecular function: DNA-binding transcription factor activity, RNA polymerase II-specific; RNA polymerase II cis-regulatory region sequence-specific DNA binding.
CGGCGGCGGCGGCGGCGGCGGCACAGGCACAGGGUUCCCUUAUCGGUGUGUGUGCGUGCAUGCGUUCGGGGUAUUCGAGAUCGGACCAAUCGGCGGCCCGUCUCCGCGGCAUCAUCUUGGCUGUUGGCGGCGGCCAAUUAAAACCGGGCGCCCGCCGCGUCGGUCGCCGCAUCUGGCCUGCAGAGGUCGUCGCGGGGCAACCCGCCACCCGCCGUGUCUGUCGUGCAGAGCGCGCGCCGUCUGGCCGAGUGAGCGAUAUAGCAGCGCAGCCAUCUUAUAUUUUGCCUUGGAGAAAAACAGAGUCAACAGAGGCGCGCAGCAUUUGGGCGAAAUGUCUCCUAGGCUUGGAGCCUGAGACCCGGUCAUCCGCAGCCCGAGGCAUCGACAGCCCCGUGCGCUCCAUAUGAGGCACCUUUUUCACCACGAGCCCGGACCACUACAUUAGCAAAGGUCCGCCGCCGUAUUCGCGCCGUCGCUGCCAAGAGCUCUCGCCGCGCGAGCUGCCCAUCCUGGCUCGCUCCUUCGCCGCCGUCCUCGUCGCCGCCGCUGCCGCCGCCACCACCACCGCCGCAGCAGCAGUCGCGGCCGCCGUGCUCGCGGUGCUUCGCAUGCUCGUCGAGGCGAGCCGCCUCAGGUCCGAUGCCCCACCAGGAGGCGGCAGAGCCGCGUGCUGACGCCGACGCCGAUUUUUCUGCGCUGCCGCGGAAAAGUUAUGCAAUCAGCUGAUCGGCCAGCUUGACUCUGUCACUUGUCAAAAAUAAAUGUUGCUAGAGGUGGAUUGGUACGCAGGAUAUGAGCAGUUUGUCAAGCGCAACCUGACUCUGCUCCCCAACCAGCAAGCAGCACAGUCGCUGCAUCAUCAGCAGCAGCUUCACCAGCCGCUGCAGCCUCAUCCCCAGCAGACGGACAUUAUGACAUCUAUGUUUGAGCAGCAAAUCAAGAGUGAGCCUAUGGGAUUUUACUCCGUGGCAUCCAGCAGAUCCGACGGUUCCAAUUCCAUGGUCAAUUUGUCAGACGAUAGAGAAGAAUUGUCCCAGCAGGAAGGUCACCUUCAAGCACAGCAGUCAAUGCAAGCUCAUCAGCAAGCCCAGCACCAGCAGCAGGUGCAGCAGCAACAGCACCAGCAGGUCCAAGAGGUGCAUAGUCCUAUUAUGCAUGAGGAGUCACCUGCUCGACAGUCCACUGGCCAGCAGACAGUCAAGGAGGGUAGUCGCUCGAAGCCCCAGCCCUGCAAAGUAUGUGGCAAAGUGCUCAGCUCUGCCUCCUCCUACUACGUCCACAUGAAGCUCCACUCGGGCAACAAGCCCUACCACUGCACUGUGUGCGAGGCGAGCUUCUGUCGUAAGCCCUACCUGGAGGUGCACAUGCGGACGCACACGGGCGAGCGGCCCUUCCAGUGCGAGCUCUGUCUCAAGCGGUUCACCCAGAAGAGCAGCCUCAAUACUCACAAGCGCGUGCACACGGGUGAGCGGCCCUACUCCUGCGACAUCUGCCAGAAGCGCUUCGCAGUCAAGAGCUACGUGACGGCGCACCGCUGGUCGCACGUGGCCGAGAAGCCACUGGUCUGCGAGCGCUGCUCCCUGACCUUCACCUCCAAGAGUCAAUUCGCCAUCCACAUCCGCACCCACACCGCCAGCACGACCUACGAGUGCAACAUCUGCGGACGCACCUUUGUGCGCGACAGCUACCUGAUUCGGCACCAGAACCGUGUGCACCGCGACUUGUCGCAGAACAACGCAAACCACGACCCCGGCACGCCCCAGAGCUCGGGGGCUGGCACUCCCGGCACCGGCUUCGAGAGCCCGGUUUGUGAUCUGCGCUACAGCGAGGGACCCUCCUCGCUCGACGGCCUCGGCCAGCCGACCGGCAAAUCCGGCGCCGGUAUCGCCGCCGAGAUCGCCAGCCUCGCCAAGCAGAACAGCCUGCAGCUGCCGCUGCCUCUGCUCCACCCGCAGACCACCAACUAGUGCUCGCCCCGGCAGCAGCAGCACGAGCAGCGCCAGCAGCAGCAGCAGCAGCAGCAGCAACAGCAGCAGCAGCAGCAGCAGAGUGUCUACCAAACAACGGAAUCCUCCUCGGAUAGCCCGGGCUCCAGGCCCCAGCAGCUCUACCCGCAUCUCGGAUCGCCUGCCGCCUCCGAUCUGCAUCAUCAUCAGCACCAGCUCCACCAGCUCCAUCCGCCGCCACCACCGCCGCCGCCAGGAUUGCACCCCGCGCUCUACCUCUACGCCCAGUACACCUCCGGCAACCCAGCGAUAUCCUACUCCGAGUAUGUACAACGCAAUAACACGUGAGAUAGUGCGGAUUCGAGAACGAAAAACAAAAGAGAUCGUAGAGCCGAUCGUACACCGAUUUUACGCUCGAUGGAAUUUUUAACGUUAAUACGCAUUACUUAGACCCGCUUGACAAACCUGUUUGAAAGCUCUGAUUGGCCUUUUAGCUGAACCUUGUAAAGGUUGUAAAUUUAUUGUCAUAUCUGUAAGAGCGCGAAUGGUUAGUCAGCCGCUGACGGACGUCAUUGAUGUGUAUACUAUUAACUUACAUUCUUUUUAACAGCUUUUUUCAUCUAUUUCUUCCCUACUGGUUUUUAAACAGUUCUAGCGACGAUUUUUGUUAAAACGAAGUAUGUUGUAUACGACGGCAAUGAUGAAAACUACUUGAAACAGGUUUUCAGGCCCUUCGAAAUAAUCAAAGUCGAUUCGACCGACGCACUCAGCGUGGAUUGUCCAUGAGUUCAUGUUUGUUUCUUUGUAAGUUUCUUCGUGUAAUUUUGUUGAGCGACGUUGUUUCAGACGUUUAUAUAAAAAGAAAGUUAGUGAUAAAUAUUUAUAUAUUGUAACGUUGAAGUUUCGUUUGUUUUCUAAAGUAUUUGAUUUGAAUCUGAAUUUCGUCGAGAAGCCAAGACUUAGAAGUUAGUGUUAAGGAAUAUUUAGCAAAGAAAUAAAAGGCGAGAAAAAAUCGUGUAGAAAUGUAACUCCACGCAGAGUCCAGUGUCGAAGUCUUUUAUCCCGAAUAGACAGAAAAAUUUAAAGAAACUAGCAGUACUCGAGUCGGCCACGCUCGAUCAAGUCUUUGCACCUGUCGAUUGUCACAGCAGCAUCUCUUUUCGUUCGUUACGGUCUUCUUUCAGAGCGCGACUAUACAUACAUAUAUUGCAUCACACAUAUUUAUAUUAUAUUUUUAAAGGAGUUUUAGUCACUUGGAUCUGUGAUAUAGAUAGUAAUUAUCGUCUGUAAGAGUUUGAAUAUUGGUUUAACUAUUUCGAUAUGAUAAUCGAGAGCAAAAGAAAAAAAGUUAAUAAACUGCAAGAAGUAGGAAAGCAAGCAAGCGAGGAAGUAAAAUGAAAGCAAUGCCACGGAAAGCGAUGUUGUCAAAAGUAUAGAGAAAGGGAAAAAACUUUGAAAAGCGACGAAAUGUGAAACGCGAAACUACUUUUAUCGAGAAAUACCGAAUGAGCAUACUGUUGCCAUCGAAGUAAAUGGUCAUCGGUAGAAGCGUCGCGAACGAUCAUCCGUGAGCAUCUGCACAUCUGUCUGAGAAAGUAAAAUGGAAAAAUUGUAGCUCAUCAUCGAGUCGAAGUUCGAGACAAGUUGCAUCGAGUGCGGAUUUAGCGCUCAGUUCGUCCGUCUGUGUAAGCUGCGCCGAUCGAAAGAGAAUCCGCCGCGGCCAAUAAUCGAACGCGGAGUUGUUUUAUCGGGCGAUUCAUUAGCUAGGCAUAAUCGGAUUUAUCAUUUCGCGUGCACACGAGCGGUGACUCGAGAAUUUCUUUUUUCGUUGCAAACGGCCUCGAGAACUCGGCGCGUUUUAUUAUCUCGAGAGCCCCCGCGCGCGAGCCCGGGACAAGAGUGAAAGUCCUGCAAUUUCUGCAACUAAUCGACGACUCGAGCAGACCCAACUACUCCCACUCCUUAUUAUUGCUACGAUCACUAGAUCUGCUAUCGCUGAAUAUGAAAAUACUAACGCCACUACGACUAAUAAUACAUAUACAUAUAUAUAGAGAAAGAGUGAGAAAAAACGAGAGACGUUAUCGAACGCGCGCGAGAGCGGGAGAAACAAAUAUUCAGCUCGCGCGUGCGAGCACGUGCAGCCGGGGUAUUUGCGUAGACUCGCGAUGAUUUUUCGAGUUUGUUUAGAGAGAGAGAGAGAGAGAGAGAGAGAGAGAGAGAGAGAGAAACGUCGAAAAUGUAUGAGAAAGAGAAUAAGACACUGUGGUUCAUGCGUACAAUAAGCUCAUAGUUUCUCUUUGGCUUAUACAGAAGUUACUCAUAUUUUAAAAGACGAAACGAGUUAUUUUUCUUCUUUAUUUUUUUAUUUUUUAUUUAUUACUUCUAGUUAUCGCUCAUCUCUUCAGUCCACGAUAUAUAUCCCAUUUUUAUUCGUGCCUCAUCUCCUCAUAAACUUUUUUUUUUGCUGCAUAGAGCGCUGUGAAUCAUUAAUUAUGAUACAUUUAGUUGGUACACUGAGUUCGCUUCUUUCUCUCUUCGAGGCUUUAGAACAGAGAGAACAAGCAUGCUUUUUUUCCUUUUUUUUCCUUGCAACUAUUUGAAAUCAUAGUUAAAGAUGGUCUUUCCUUUUAGUUCCACGUGCGUAGACGUACUUACUUUCUACAUAAACGGCGAUGCUUAUACCGAAACAAGAGUAUAUAGAGGAUAUUCGACGUGGAAGUUUAUUCUAACGCGUAGACGACGAAGUAACAAACAAACAAACAAACAAAAAAAACAAGUAAAACACGAAAAAUAGUAAAAAAAAGAUAUACGUUGCGAGUGGCGAGGGCCGCUCGCAGUCGCAGGGCUGUUAUAUUGAGCGUUAAUUAUUAGUUUAAUCGUUUUUGCAUACUAACGCAAGGCUUACCCACAUUUACACGUACACACAAGUACAGAGCCGAAGUGAAACGCUGAUAUAUUUUUAUAUCUACACAAGAUCACAAAAAAAUUUGUUAUUAUUUGUUAUAUUAGGAGAGAGUGGCGGAAUUGCGGGCACCGAUUGGUUCUCCUCGCGAUUAUUAUGUGCACGUUGGCCGCGAGAGACAAAGCGUCGCUUCCUCCUACACGCAUGUCUUCAUUGUAAUUCGCUUAUGUAGACUCGCGCUCUUUCUCUCUUUCUCUUUCUCUCUCUCUCUCUCUCUCUCUCAGAAGACACACACGCGCGCGCAAACACAUACUGAUACAGUUGGCAACUUUUUGGAGUAAUCUUCCACUACCUACUUCAAAAGAGUGCUUUCCUCGAUCGAUCGAAUAUUGUAAUUAUACCGAAACCGACGAUCCUUAUCGCGCGCACCAAUCAAAUCAACAAUUAUACGAAUGACAACUGACGAGCACUGCCGGAUUACGAUACACGAUACUGAUCGACUCGUGUGUAAUCUUCAAACGACUACGAACGUACGUUAUCGGACGCAGUGUCCCUAAAAUUCACUCCUCUCCGUGCGAUCGCCUCCGCGGAGUCCAAGCACAAAGUCGACUCUCUGCGCGUUGAGUGUGCGACUCUGUAUUAAUAUAAAAAUGUAAAUAGAAAAAUGUAGAUGCCUCUUCGAUUAGGGAGAAGAGUCAACGCGUAUAAAAGUGACGGAGAAGGAUAAAGGGAAAAAGUAUAAAUGUACGGGGGGCGAAACGAUUUCUUCUCGCAAUCCAAUACGGCGUCGCACUCGGGGGAAUGAACGUGCGAAUAAUUGUACUCAGCUCGGAGUGAGGGAGAGGGAGAGAAAAAAAGAAAAAAAGAAAAAGAAAUUCAUCGUCCAAUCUCGCGCGAGAACUUGGUAUAUCGCGCAUAACGAAAGGCGCAGAGUCACGGCGGCGCAACAAAUGUAAAGCCACACUCCUCCCGACUGCUACUCAUUAUGCAACACCUGCUGCUAUUACAAUAAAUAUCGAUAACAUUGCAGUUUCCUCGAGGCGGCGGUUAUAGCGGAGACGCAACGAGAAACUACAAAUCUAGACGCGUGCGCGCAGCGACGGGCUCAUGUAUCACCGGCGCCUCUUUCCGCACUUCUCGCGCUCGUUCGUUCUGCCUCCUGUUUCGAAUAAAACGCGUACUGUUCCAUUGCACGUCGUUCGAUUAGAGAAAAAAUGUAAUAGGCGUUACGCCUUGGUACUUAGUGCCUUAAACUCUUCAGCAGCACCUCGCUCUUCAUCCAUCUGUCUCUCUGUCUCGCAAAGCUAUACCACUAUUCUUGUAAAUCUCACAACUUUUAAUUGCGGACACUCUUUGUCGAACGAUACAAUAUUGAGUUUGAUAUUUCAUCGAAAUUUUCAUCGCGUCGGUGUAAUCCGUUCUGCGUUUUCAUCUUGUAACCGCAUAGCAAGAUUCGGAUAGAUUUUUAAAAGAAAGCAAGAGGAGGAGGAGGAGAACGAGAGGAGCAAAAAGUAGGUACGGCGUGCGCUGCGCUCUAGCCCCAAGCUGCGCGACUUCUCGACGGUAAAUUUCUCGGUCCCGAUCCACGCUCGCUAUGCUGCAGAGCCACACGGAAUUUCUCCGCGUCUCUCCAUAAACAUCUGCGAUUGAAUUCAGCCGGCGGUCUAAAAAUAGCGGGAAGGCAUAAAGGGUAGCUUUAAAAAGAGGCAAACAAACCAAACACGCAAAGCAAGGAAAAGCAGAAAAGCCGUGAAACGACGACUGCGACGACACUCACAUACUCACAUACACACUUGGACACACGCACGCUCACGCACUGGACUGUAUAUGCACUACACGCGCACGCACGCGGCUACUGCGCCUCCGUGAUUUCUCCACUCUCGCCUACGUAUAGUAGCAGUAGAUAGUUCUUAUUUUUAUAGAGGUUUUACCGUGCUACCGUAAGUCUUAGAGGCCUGCGUAUAAUAGAAUUUUUGUAGACGAGUUUUUCAUAGGAGGUACUAGGAUACGAUAAUGAAAUAAAGAAAAAACAGAACAAAAUAAAUAAAUAAAUAAAUAAAUAUAUAUGAAAAAAAGGAUAAACAAAUGGAACGAAUAGGAGCAGGGGGGGACGUGUAUAUGCGAGUGCCGAUAUCGCUCUCACGCAAGUCACACGUAUACACUCAAUCACACAUACACACACACACACACACACACACGAAGCGAGCAGACACCGAGAAUAUAAUGAAUAAAUAUGAAUAAAAAAAAAACACUUUUGUAAUAGCAGCCGCAAUUAUAUUAAGAAUAA